Ustilago hordei is the source of this 2169-nucleotide messenger RNA. RefSeq names its product putative NADPH-cytochrome P450 reductase. Lineage: Eukaryota; Fungi; Basidiomycota; Ustilaginomycetes; Ustilaginales; Ustilaginaceae. The record is from RefSeq and is a predicted model, not a curated record. The transcript has a single exon. The coding region runs from base 1 to 2169 and encodes 722 amino acids. Gene Ontology annotation, molecular function: NADPH-hemoprotein reductase activity; flavin adenine dinucleotide binding; FMN binding. Gene Ontology annotation, cellular component: cytosol.
AUGGCAUCCUCACUCGAUUUGAUCGUCCUCGGCCUUGGAGGCUUGCUCGCCCUUCUCUAUCUCUUCCGCGAUAGUCUCUUAGGUGGCGUCGCCAAAGACACUGGUUCCAAGCUCGCCAACGGUUCCGCUCUCGCUGCUACCGAUCAAGGUGAUGCUGACUUUGUCUCCAAGCUCAAGUCUCAGAAGAAACGUAUCGCUAUCUUCUACGGAUCCCAGACCGGUACUGCCGAAGAGUACGCUACCAAACUCGCCAAGGAGGCUAAAGCUCGUUUCGGCACUUCAUCGCUCGUUCUUGACCCCGAAGAGUAUGAGUUCGAGAAGCUCGACCAGAUGCCCGCGGACACUGUUGCUGUCUUUGUUAUGGCUACUUACGGCGAAGGUGAACCCACAGACAACGCUGUUGGUCUGAUGGAGUUCAUCGAGAACCAGUCUCCCGAGUUCUCCAACGGCAACGAGCGUCUUGAGAACCUCAACUACGUCAUCUUUGGUCUUGGCAACCGUACCUACGAACACUUCAACGCUGUCGCUCGUAAGCUCGAUGCUCGUCUCCAGUCGCUUGGUGCCAAGCGCAUUGGCGAACGCGGUGAGGGUGACGACGACAAGAGUAUGGAGGAAGACUACUUGGCAUGGAAGGACUCGAUGUUCGAGGCUCUUGCUUCUCAGCUCAACUUUGAAGAGGGUGGAGGAGGCGAUGUUGCCGACUUCAAGGUUACCCAACUUGCCGACCACCCCGAAGACAAGGUUCACCACGGCGAGCUUUCCGCUCGUGCCCUUUUGGGCACCAAGGGUAUCCACGAUGCCAAGAACCCUUACAACGCUGUCGUCAAGGAGGCUCGCGAGCUUUUCGUCCAAGGAACUGCCGACCGCACCUGUGUGCAUGUCGAGUUUGACAUCGAAGGCUCCGGUAUUUCUUACCAGCACGGUGAUCACAUUGCCGUAUGGGCCCACAACCCCGAACAGGAAGUCGACCGCGCCUUGGCUGUCUUUGGCCUUCUCGACAAGCGCACUACCGUCAUCGACGUAGAGUCGCUCGACCCUACUCUCGCCAAGGUUCCCUUCCCCGUCCCUACCACCUACGAAGCUGUCUUCCGUCACUACCUCGACAUCACCAGCCACGCUUCUCGACAGACUUUGAACAACUUUGCCAAGUAUGCACCUUGGCCUGAGAUUCAGGCCAAGGUGGAGAAGAUCUGCGCCAACAAGGACACUUUCCAGGCCGAGAUCGGCAGCAGUCUUCUCAAGACCGCCGAAGCUAUGCAGUACCUCGCUGGUGACGACUUGCAGGGUGACGUCAGUGCUAUCAGGCCUUGGAACAUUCCUUUCGACCGUGUCAUUUCGGAUUUGCCUCGCGUUGGACCUCGAUUCUACUCGAUCUCGUCUAGCCCCAAGAUGCACCCCAAGUCGGUUCACAUUACCGCUGUGGUGCUUCGAUACCAGGCUAACAAGUCGGGUCCCUGGGUCCACGGUUUGGCGACGAACUUCAUCAGCAGCAUCAAGAUGGAGAAGAACGGCGAGCAGCCUACUGGUCCCAACGAUCCUCGUUUCGGUACCCCCAAGUACCAGUUGACUGGUCCUCGUGGAGCUUACACCAAGGAUGGACUGUUCAGGGCACCUAUUCACAUUCGACGAUCUAAUUUCCGCUUGCCCACCUCGCCCAAGAUCCCGGUUAUCAUGGUUGGACCUGGCACUGGUGUUGCACCUUUCCGCUCGUUCGUUCAGGACCGAGUCUGCAGUGCGGAGAAGGCGGUGGAGAAGGCAGGCAAGUCGUCAGCUGAAGCUUUGAAGGAUUGGGGCAAUAUCUGGCUCUUCUACGGUUGCAGGAGGGCGAAUGAAGAUUUCUUGUACCGAGACGAGUGGCCGCAGUACGGCGAGAAGCUCGAUGGCAAGUUUCUCAUGGAGACUUCGCUUUCUAGGGAGAAGUUCAAGGCUGAUGGAUCUAAGCUUUACGUUCAGGAUCUGAUUUGGGAGAGGAGAAAGGAGAUUGCGGAGGACAUUUUGGAGAGGAAGGCAUACAUCUAUAUCUGCGGUGAAGCAAAGGGGAUGGCUCAGGAUGUAGAGACCGUGUUCGGUAAGAUUUUGGAAGAGGCAAAGGGUAGUGCAGAGGAAGGAAAGAAGGAGAUGAAGUUGCUUAAGGAGAGGAGCAGGUUGCUGUUGGAUGUGUGGUCCUAA